AUGGACCCCGCCAUCCUCAGGAACCUCAAUGACAAGAUAUACGACCGUCGCAAGGCAGCAGCCCUCGAGCUGGAGAAGCAGGUCCUGGCAUCCGAUUCUCCAAAGAUUUCUGCAAUCAUCGACCAGCUAUGCGGAAUGCUCGGGUCCAGUAACUCGGCCCUCCACACGCGCAAUGGUGGUCUCAUUGGUCUUGCCGCCACGGCCAUAGCACUGGGGCAGGACGUUGCGCCCUACUUGGGAAGGAUAAUACCGCCGGUACUAGCAUGCUUCCAGGACCCCGAAAGCAGGUUACGGUACCAUGCCUGUGAGAGUCUGUACAACAUAGCCAAGGUCAGCAAAGGCGAAAUCCUCGUCCAUUUCAACGAGAUCUUUGAUGCGCUCUCCAAGCUUUCCUCCGACUCGGAGAUGUCUGUCAAGAAUGGUGCAGAGCUCCUUGACAGGCUCAUGAAGGACAUUGUCGCCGAAGCGGCCCCGAGCUACGUCUCUAUCUAUCCCGAUAACCGCAACCCGAACCUACCCCCGCAUUCUCCUCUGAGAGAAGGGGCAAAGUUUGGGCUAGGAUUGCUCCCCGAAGACGGUGAAGGGAGCCAUGAUGGCGAUCAAGAAGCGUAUGAAGAUAAACGCGCGUUCUCGCUCGAGCGGUUCAUUCCCCUUCUGUCCGAAAGGAUAUACGUCGUAUCGCCAUUCACGAGGAUGCACCUCGUCUCUUGGCUGAUUGUCCUCGACUCGAUCCCCGACCUCGAGCUCGUUGCGUGGUUGCCAGAAUUCCUCGAUGGACUUUUGAAAUACCUUGCAGACGGCAACGUCGACGUUCGUCUAGCCGCCGAAAACGUCCUUGCCGAGUUUCUUCGCGAAAUCAAAUACAUUGCGCAGAUCGCUGAAAAGCAAGCCGUACACGAGCGCACCGCACCCAACCACAAAGCUCAUCGCCGGUAUAGUGGUAUCCGCAACGAGUCUGUGAUUGAAACGGACGAUGAAGAAGGGGAGAGUGUGACUACAGAGUCUCGGAUAGAUGGCGACGAGGAGGAUAGGGACUGGGAAGGCGAGGGCUCGGGAGCUUGGGUGCCGGGUCAGGGGGUGUUUGUCGAUCAUGCGGCGAUCAUGGAGAUCAUGAUUCACAACUUGACAUAUGACGGAAAAGACGAGCUGGUCCAGUCGACAGCAAUGGAAUGGAUAUUGACCUUUUUGGAAUUCGCCCAGAGCACGGUGGUGGCCUUUACCCCUCGAAUCAUCCCCGCCAUCCUUCCCAACCUUGCGUCACCCCACUCCCAAAUCAAACUAGCCGCACAUGACACGAAUUCCAGUCUCUACCACGUCAUCCAAUCUAUACCCCUCCAGGUCCAACACCCCGAAAAACCAGCUCCCACUAACCCGCCCACCUCUGCAUCCAUUCCCCUUCUCGCAGGCUCUCCGCCUUCAUCGCUGACCAUCCCCGGCGGGCUACCCACGGCUGGGAUUGGCAAGAAGGAUUUUGCGUUGAUGGAAGCACCAGAGAUUGUAAGGUCGCCCGCGGCGUUGACUGUGAACGAUCCUCUGGAUGCUGCUGGGGCGCCACCCGCGCCGCCUCCCACGGCUACGGGAAAGAACAACAUGUCGCACAGCCUUUCAGCUACCAAUCUGGGACAUAAAGCGAGGCAGUCAGUCUCGGCACAUGGCUCGGAGCCGCCGACGCCUGCUGUGGCUGAAAACCCGUCUCUCGCGCCCAUUCCCGGAGCCCCUCCCCUCCCUGCCUCCCGCAUGACCAAAUCCCGCCCCGAGUCGCCCCCUUCCGCUCCUCCGCCAAAUCAACAACCCCUCGCUCUGCCCCCUCCACCGUUGGCUUCCAACACGCCUAUGUCACCUACUUUGAGCCAGCAAGGUGAUGGCGGGGCCGAGAAGACGGUAGACGUGGACCCGUUUGAUGUACGGGAGACGGUGAAUGUGUUGACGUUGCAGUUUCUGAGCGAUCAUGCCGAGACGAGGAUUGCGGCGUUAGAGUGGCUGUUGAUGUUGCAUCUCAAGGCACCGGACAAGAUCCUUUCGAGAGAUAGUGGAACAUUCCCAGCGCUACUAAAAACCCUUUCCGACCCAUCAGAAGACGUUGUCAAACACGACCUGCAACUCCUUGCCCAGAUAUCCUCCUCCUCUGAAGACUCUUAUUUCACCUCCUUCAUGGUCAAAGUUCUCGAGCUGUUCAGCACGGAUAGAAGAUUGUUGGAGACGAGGGGAAGUCUGAUCAUCAGACAGCUGUGUUUGCACCUGAAUGCGGAGAGGAUCUUUAGGGCGAUUGCGGAUAUCCUGGAGAAGGAUGAUGACUUGGAGUUUGCAAGUAUGAUGGUAGUCAAGCUCAACAUGAUCUUGAUCACCUCUCCGGAACUGAACGACUUUAGAAGACGGCUCAAAAACCUCGACUCUAGAGAUGGGCAAAUGCUCUUUUCGUCUCUAUACAGGUCUUGGUGCCACAACGCUGUCGCAGCCUUCUCACUUUGUCUCUUGGCUCAGGCGUAUGAGCAUGCUUCAAACUUGCUCCAAAUCUUCGCCGACCUGGAGUUGACAGUACCAUUGCUGGUCCAAAUCGACAAGCUGGUCAUGCUGCUCGAAUCACCGGUGUUUACCUACCUCCGACUGCAACUAUUGGAACCCGACAAAUACCCAUGGCUACCCAAAUGUCUCUUUGGUCUUCUCAUGAUUCUUCCACAAAGCACUGCAUUCAUCUCGCUCCGAGCAAGACUGCAGGUAGUGCAUUCCUCGGGCUAUGUGCCGACUACCAUCAAACCAUCCACCUCGUCCACAUUUGGCACUGCGAGGUCAAAGAUCGGAAAGGAAGAGAUCAAAUGGCAGGAGCUCUUGUCGCACUUCCGAAAUGUCCAGAACCGCCAUGAAAAGGCACGACGGCAGCUACACUCGACAGACAUCGGCCCCGCCACCGCUUCCGUGCAUUUCUCUUCCCCGUCUCAGACAUAUCCAACCUCUGGGCCUGGUACAGCGACCCUGUCCUCCAUGGCGGGUGGCAAAGCGGGCACAGCCAAGAAGAAGGGCACUCUUGCAUCAAACACCACUUCCCGACAAGGCAGUGGGGACGUGCCUCUGGCAGCGAGAAGAGGCGGGGGGAGUGGGAGUGGGAUAGUGAGCAUAGGUGGCGCGGUGGCUAGUAUGAACCCGGCGCAGAACUUUGGGGUACGGCCGAGUAGUCCGGGGCGGAGGAGGAUCUUGGGAGGAUUGAGGAAGAGCGGAGGGAGGGAUUGA
Molecule: messenger RNA, 3225 nt
Organism: Cryptococcus wingfieldii CBS 7118
Lineage: Eukaryota; Fungi; Basidiomycota; Tremellomycetes; Tremellales; Cryptococcaceae
Product: vacuole morphology and inheritance protein 14
Exons: 14
Coding region: 1-3225 (1074 amino acids)
Biological process (GO): phosphatidylinositol biosynthetic process; positive regulation of kinase activity
Cellular component (GO): endosome membrane; fungal-type vacuole membrane; PAS complex
Source: RefSeq, a predicted model, not a curated record